AUGUUGGCGGAAAGGCAGCCCAGCGUUGCGCGCGGCGCGGCACCAGAGGGCCAGCACGCGCUGGAGGCUCCCGAAGAGGAGGAGCCGCGGGCCACGGGGCGGGCGGCUCGCGAGGCGGCUGGCGCCGAGGGGAUCGUGGGUGCAGCGCCCCAGGGCCGCGCCCUGCUUCGGGGGGCCACGUCGCCGGUCGACGGCUUCGUGUACCUGCCGGCCUUCCUGGGCGCCGAGGAGGCGGCGCUGCUGCUGGAGGCCGCGGAGGCCGGCGCUGGCGCGGCGCUGGGCGACGCGCGGCCGAGCAGCGGCCGGCCGGUCGUGACGCACCCCGGCGUGCACCCCAUGGUUUCGAGGCGUGCCCGCCGCAGCCCCCUGUGGCGCGCGGACCCGCGCCGCCGCUCUCCGUGCUGGAGGCCUGCGCGGGGGCGCUCGCGCGGCUGCAGGGCGGUGGCCUCGUGCCCAGCGGGUACGCGUUCGACCAGGCCAUCGUGA
Messenger RNA from Prorocentrum cordatum, 486 nucleotides. The record is from the annotation of a GenBank genome assembly. Lineage: Eukaryota; Dinophyceae; Prorocentrales; Prorocentraceae.